AUGAUUCCAGAAGAGCCACAUGAGCCAUUAGGAUCGCAUGCGCCAAAUAAUUCGUCUUAUGCUCCAGGAAAUUCAAGGACUGCGAUGAUUCAAGCGCAAAUAGAUGAUACCGUUGGUAUUAUGAGGGAAAAUAUUAACAAAGUUGCACAACGGGGUGAACGACUUGAUAUUUUACAGGAUAAGACGGAAAAUCUUGCAACAUCUGCUCAAGGGUUUCGCCGUGGCGCAAAUCGUGUAAGAAAACAGAUGUGGUGGAAAGAUGUUAAAAUGCGUAUGUGUCUUAUCAUUGGUAUGAUAUUUUUUGUAUUAGAUAGACUACUCUAA
Messenger RNA from Pneumocystis carinii B80, 324 nucleotides. RefSeq lists its product as hypothetical. Gene Ontology annotation, biological process: vesicle-mediated transport; vesicle fusion. Gene Ontology annotation, molecular function: SNAP receptor activity; syntaxin binding. The transcript is spliced from 4 exons. Bases 1 to 324 code for a protein of 107 amino acids. Gene Ontology annotation, cellular component: plasma membrane; SNARE complex. Lineage: Eukaryota; Fungi; Ascomycota; Pneumocystomycetes; Pneumocystales; Pneumocystaceae. The record is from RefSeq and is a predicted model, not a curated record.